This is a messenger RNA of Pteronotus mesoamericanus, 3222 nucleotides long. It is a transcript of the gene TRIM35, whose product is annotated as tripartite motif containing 35. The record is from RefSeq and is a predicted model, not a curated record. Gene Ontology annotation, biological process: protein ubiquitination; innate immune response; positive regulation of apoptotic process. The coding region runs from base 40 to 1521 and encodes 493 amino acids. NCBI's taxonomy places the organism in Eukaryota, Metazoa, Chordata, Mammalia, Chiroptera, Mormoopidae. The transcript has 6 exons. Gene Ontology annotation, molecular function: ubiquitin protein ligase activity; protein binding; zinc ion binding. Gene Ontology annotation, cellular component: cytoplasm.
UGGGAGAAGGGGAAGCGAAAGUUGCUGUCUGUGGUUGAUAUGGAGCCGGGUCCCGCGGUGUCCCCAGGGCCUUUCCGCUCCUUCAAGGAGGAGCUGCUCUGCGCGGUCUGCUACGACCCCUUCCGGGAUGCCGUGACACUGCGCUGCGGCCACAACUUCUGCCGCGAGUGCGUGACUAGCUGCUGGGAGGCGCAGGUGGCGCCCACCUGCCCGGUGUGCAAGGACCGCGCCUCCUCCGCCGACCUGCGCACCAACCACACCCUCAACAACCUGGUAGAGAAGCUGCUGCGCGAGGAGGCCGAAGCCCCGCGCUGGAAGGGCCACCGCUCCCCGCGCCUCUGCCGCGUGCACCGCGGCCAGUUAAACCUAUUCUGCAUCGAUGACAAGGAGCUACUGUGCUGCUCGUGCCAGGCUGACCUCCGGCACCAGGGACACCGCGUGCAGACAGUGAAGACCACUGCCCAAGACUUUCGGGCCAAGUGCAGGAACAUGGAGAACUCGCUGCGGGAGAAAGCCAAGGCCUUCUUGGCCAUGCGGAACUCCUACCAGUCCAUUGCCAAGCACAAUCAGGACAAGGCUGCCUGGCUGGAAAAGCGAAUCCGGCAGGAGUUUGAUAAGCUUCGAGAGUUCUUAAGAGUGGAGGAGCAGGCCAUCCUGGAUGCCAUAGCCGAGGAGACAAGGCAGAAGCAGCUUCUGGCAGAGGAGAAGAUGAAGCAGCUCAAGGAAGACACGAAGACUCUGAUGCAUGAGACCGACCGGCUGCAGAUGGAGAUGAAGGAAGAUGAUGUUUCUUUUCUCAUGAAACACAAGAGCCGAAAACGCCGCCUCUUCUGCACCAUGGAGCCAGAACCCAUACAGCCUGGCAUGCUCAUCGACAUUUGCAAGUACCUGGACUCCCUACAGUACCGUGUCUGGAGGAAGAUGGUCACGUCUGUUGAAUCUGUGCCCUUCAGCUUUGAUCCCAACACCGCAGCUGGCUGGCUGUCCGUGUCCGAUGACCUCACCAGUGUCACCAACCACGGCUACCGAGUGCAGGUGGAGAACCCGGAGCGCUUCUCCUCGGCACCCUGCCUCCUGGGCUCGCGCGCCUUCUCCCACGGCUCCCACGCCUGGGAGGUGGACCUGGGGGCGCUGCCCAGCUGGCGGGUGGGCGUGGCGCGCAUGCGCCAGGAUGCUGGUGCCGGGGGCCACUCCCACAGCUGCUACCAGGAUACUCGCUCUGGCUUCUGGUACUUGUGCCGCACACAGGGGGUGGAGGGUGACCGCUGUGUGACCUCAGACCCGGCCACGUCGCCAGUGGUCCCCUCCAUCCCACGCCGCCUGCGUGUGGAGCUGGAAUGUGAGGAGGGCGAGCUGUCCUUCUAUGAUGCAGAGCGCCGCAACCACCUCUACACCUUCCAUGCCCGCUUUGGGGAGGUGCGGCCUUACUUCUACCUGGGGGGCACACGGGGGGAUGGUCCCCCCAAGCCUCUGCGCAUUUGCCCCCUGCGCAUCAGCAUCAAGGAGGAGUUAGAUGGUUGAGGCCAGCCCGGAGCCUGCCAGAUGCUGCCCGGGUGUAUGCCAUGGUCCUGCUUUCUUUCUGCCCCACUUCCUAAAGCCCACUCACCUGGGCACCUCUACCUCCUGCCUUCUUGCCAGCAUCUUGCUACUGACUGAUUCUUCUCCGCGGCUCCAGGCCCCAAGCCUCCCUCUUCACUUUUGGUCUUUACCCACAGUUGAAAGUCCUCCAUCAGACCAUCUUGCUAGCCAGGCUCUCCCUGGAGUCAUGGCAGGAUGUGAAUUUUCUAAAUCCUAAUAUCCCCAUUUCUGGGGACAAUGUUUGCCUAUAGAGUAGACCUGUUUUAAAAGUUUUUAAAUGUAGGUUUUAUUAUUCAGGUGUGGUGAGGCCAACAGACCAGGAGACAACUGCCAUUGAAAAGAGUUUGUUAAAGUUGCCAAGAGAGGCCUUGCAAUUUGGGGGUGGGCGGCACGCACAGGGAAGCACCAGGUCCCCUAGGAAGCAAGAGAGAGUGGAGGGGGCAUAGGGGGGAGACUUGUGGUUUCCACAAGAACGAACAGGUGAGGCAGGUACAGGGUGGACAGGUGUAGGACCGGAUAGUUUAGCCCCAGGAGGGGCAGUUCCCCAUGGUCAGUGAGCUCCACAUUUCGGAGUAUUAAGGAUACAGAAAAUAGCGAAAUACAGCUAAUGCAGGCCCCUGGCCAUGGCUUUGGGGCUGAACCAGGGCUUGGCGUAUCUUGUCACUAAUAACCAGUAUUUUAAAAUUGCCUCACGGAGCCUCCCUGCAGCCCCUCAAGGUUCAAGGCAAGGAUGCCUAUCAGAUCAACCCUGAUUUGUCUCUGGAUAGUUUUUGGACAAUUUCCCCUGAACCAAGGAUUUCAAAGUGCUUAAAAAUACAGCUUUAAAACCAGUUUGGGCCCGUUUCCUUUCAGGUCCUCAGUUUCCUCAUCUGUAAAUUAGAACAGGACUGGAAGGUGAUAUGCUUCUCUCAUUGCUGUAAAGGAAAGUCCCUCUGGUCACGGUUACAAAGGUACGAGGAGGGAAGGAGAGAGGGUGCAGUCCGGGGUGCACAGGGAGUGAGAAGCGAGCGAGAUGUGUCUGCUGACCUCAGCCUGCUUAUUCUUGCUCUGCUGCCUUUAGUGUUCUUAUCCCAAUUUCUUCUCCCCCUGUACCUCCACCUUUUUUACCUCACAAAUGCCAACAGGUAGUUUUUAAUGUUUGAAUCACCAUGUCCUGGGGACGGCAUUGGAAAAGGGAACAUUCUACAGUCGCGGUAUUCUCCCUGGGGGUGGCACGUUCCUGACCAAGGAUUCCUUUUUCCUGCCUGUACCUCUGGUUCACAGAAAUGGACAUUUUAAACAGAAAUGAUGAUUCAAAACUACAACUUGGUUAUAGCCGUGGUGCAUACUUUGGUAGGGGCCACACGAGGGACAUGAUAGGAAAUGCCACUGAGCGAAGGCAACCAGGUUGGGAGAGGGAGGAUGUUGGCGAACCGGUGAGCAGUCCCCUUUAAAGGCACUUAGACUCAGAAAAGCUCAAGGCACUUUGAUACCAAACACAUCUGAGGCCAGUGUGCACUCUCUCAAAGUAUUCAGCCCUUCUAAUGUAAUUUUUAUAUCGUCGUCUUGACCAGAAAUUUUUUUGUUAUAAUAAACUUCUUGAAGUGUUUUAUAUUUCCACCUUAGAUGUUGGAAGAGUUUUUUUAUAGAAUAAUUUCUAUAGCC